Messenger RNA from Drosophila grimshawi, 2680 nucleotides. RefSeq names its product adenylate kinase isoenzyme 5. Gene Ontology annotation, biological process: CDP biosynthetic process; UDP biosynthetic process. Gene Ontology annotation, cellular component: nucleus; cytoplasm. The transcript has 8 exons. Gene Ontology annotation, molecular function: UMP kinase activity; ATP binding. The coding region runs from base 407 to 2344 and encodes 645 amino acids. The record is from RefSeq and is a predicted model, not a curated record. Lineage: Eukaryota; Metazoa; Arthropoda; Insecta; Diptera; Drosophilidae.
CAAUCGCAGUCAUAAAUCAGGGUUACACGACGCGUUUAGGGCUAUGGUAACGGACCUGCUUGAAAAAACCGGCGCUAUGUAGUAAAUAAUUUCCCUGUGCGUGUUGUCGACGAUAAAUAUUUACGUGUCUCCCAGAGAUACCAAAUACAAAAUAAAAGAAAGAAAAAAAAUUAAAUAAAAAUUAGCGGAAGCACAUACAAUAGCAAAUAAAAUCUGAAAACAAGUAUUCGGCUUAUGAGAAAAUUUAACGAGUGAAUGUAUCCGAAACGCAAGUGGAAAGUUCCAUUUGAAUUGUGUUACCAACUAACUAAACUCCCUUACUCUAUGCGUUAAGUGUGUGGAAGAGAGAGGUAGAGCAGCCAAACAGUAUUGCGAAAAUUCUGCUAUACUGGCCACCGAAUGGAUAAUGGGUAUUUGCUUAGACACAGAUGCCAGCGCGGCACAAGAUACCGGCGAACCAGGCAACGAUUGGAAUCAUACACGGAAUCAAAAUGGCCCAAAUGCAACCGCUGGCAGCGUUAUGGCACUGAACGGGAAUGGAAGACUUGGCUCGGCCAAUAUCGGCGCUAUCGAUAUGCAAAACGCUGGAAAAAUCAAAUUCGAUCCGCCCAAGGUGCCAGUGAUAUUUGUUUUAGGCGGCCCAGGUAGUGGCAAGGUCACCCAUUGCGAUACCUUCAUGCAGGAGCGACGAGGCGUCACGCACAUCAAUAUGAUGGAUCUGCUGCAGCAAUAUGCAAUGGGGAAUGAUAUGCAAGACUUUUCGCAACUAUCGUCGAAAACAGUCACCGAGGUGUUGAUGUUGGAAAUGAAAAUGGCUCCAGCUGCCAAAGCAUACCUUAUAUCAGGAUAUCCACGAUCCAUGCGCGACGUUGUCGAGUAUUCGGAGAAGAUACAAGUCGUUAAUGGUGUUAUCUUAAUAUCCUGGCGUCAAUCGGUGCUACAGAAACAAAUUGAUUAUGGCGCUAAAUUAGGUCAUGUUGUUCUCUCCUUAGCCAAAAUGGAAUUAGAAAAUUUCUUCAAAAAUGUGAUGCCGGUCGCCGAUUAUUUUGAUCAAAGUGACAUGCUAUUGGCCGUAAAUGGUGAGCGUGCUCCCACAGAGGUGUAUAAAGACUUUCGCACCGCUGUGCUAGACAUAUUGAGCACGCUCGAGAAUCAAGAGGCCAUUCUGAAUGGAGUAACAGGUAUGGGCAGAGGGAUACUUGAUAUACCCGGCAGUAUAGUUAGCGUUGACACCGCACCUAGUCAAGCCCAAGCGCCUCAAAUUACAGACCAAGUCGCCGCAUCUGCGGCAAGUGGGCCCAAUUUCACAAGCGCUGUGAUAUCUAAUGUGGCCGCCAACGCAGCUGCCACAGCUGCAGGAGUACUGAGAACCGGUGGCACAAGUGCAGAUGAUGACAGCGGUGUGGUUGUCACACAACAGCCAAAGUUCACCAAUGCCAGCCACAGCAUGGACGCCAACGACGAACCUGAGCAGAGUAUUCCGCCCAUCAUUUGGGUGAUUGGCGGACCGGGCAGUAACAAGGCCACCCUCUGCUUGAAGGCGGUUGGUCUCAAUCCCGGCUGGUCGCACAUCAGCGUUGGGCGUCUGCUUCGCAAUAUUACGGACAUGGCGCCACGUGCGAAUACCGAGAGCUAUGCCGUCAAGGAAGCUCUUGCUGCCGGUGAGAUGGCACCAGAAAAGUCGCUGAAUCAACUGCUGGAUAGCAAUAUUCGUCAGCUGCGCGACAAAACUGGCAUCAUCAUCGAUGGCUAUCCACGUAAUUUACAGCAGGUCAAAUACUUUGAAAACAAGUACAAACAACGUCCGCCCACCAUUCUACUGGACUGCUCGAAAUUGCAGCUGGGUCGCGGACGCAUCGACGAUACGGUCUCCUCGUUUCGACGUCGCCUGGAGAUAUUCCGUGAGCAGACGCUGCCGAUGCUGAAGACCAUGGAUAGCAGCAAUCGAUUGCAGAUUGUCGAUGGCGAUACGGACAGUCCCUCCGUGCAGCGUGAGUUCGAGCGUUUGAUACGCAACCACAUUCAACAGCUGACGAAUAAGGUGGAGAGUGAGGAGGUCAGUGAGGCGCUGAUGCGCAACGAGCAAACCGAUGCCAUACUCCACGACCUGGAGACGAAUGUGCCGGGUGCGGUGCCCACGAUCAGUCAUCAUGUGAGCAUGAUGAAUGGACACCUCAAGAGCCGUGGCAGCGCUCAGGUUAUUGCUAAAAGACCCACCCAGAUAAUGAAUGGCCAUGCAGGAGCACGACCCGGUACAGGUCCUGUUGCUCCGCUCGCUCAGCAUGUCGAUUUUCGGCAUAUGCUCGAGGAGGCCGAACGCUAUCCGGUGGACUCGUACAUGUAGAAUCGUCUACCCGAAGGUGUCUGCACGCAGAAUUAAUUAAAAAAAGAAAAGGGAAAACAGAAACAAACUGAUUUGUAGUAGUUUAAGUUCGAUUGUUAAUGUUGAUUCGUUGGUAUUUAAAUUUGAUAGCUUUAAGGCCACUUAGUUGGUGAAUUUUGAUAAAGUAGUAUUUAACAAAACAAAAAUGGCUCAUUAGAAUUUAGGCCAAUUUUCUUUGAAUUCAAAUCUAGAUAAGAUUAGUAAGAAACAUUUAAGUAAAGGCUUCAAUACAAUUGAGGGUAGUAUUAGGAAUUAGCAACAAGCAGAAUGCAGAAACCAAUUUAGCUCUAAGUUUGG